Ramularia collo-cygni is the source of this 384-nucleotide messenger RNA. RefSeq lists its product as uncharacterized. The transcript has 2 exons. Bases 1 to 384 code for a protein of 127 amino acids. The record is from RefSeq and is a predicted model, not a curated record. Lineage: Eukaryota; Fungi; Ascomycota; Dothideomycetes; Mycosphaerellales; Mycosphaerellaceae.
AUGGACAAUUCGCUUUGCCUCUGCUUUCCGUGUCUGAUUUUUUACUUGGGUGGCUACAUUCCCUCCAGAUCCGAGGACCAAUUCUACCCCACUCUCGAAAACAAAGGAUUCUCMGCUAGCGACAAGAAGGCCAUUGCAGAGGAGUGGUAUUGGGUGUCUUUUGAACGAGAAACCGCCGUGAAAGACUAUCUCGAGGGAUAUGUGACUUUUACCGAUGGUUGUUGGUGGAGGCCACCACCUCGACCACCGAUGCGAGCACCACCUUCGCAACUACCACAACAUCCUCCUGGGGAUUCAUCUCGACGACGUCCGGGAAGCAGAGCACGGCGAGCAUCAUCAGUGGCAUCUACGGAAGCUUCUUCUUCCUCUGGUCCUAGUGUGUGA